AGAUGGUCGCCCUGCUCGGCAAGGAGCAGACCACGGACGACGUGAAGAAGGCCUACUGCGAGAAGGAGAUUGACACCGCCGAGGACGAGAAGAAGCAGUUGGACAUCAACAUCGCAGACCUCGGGAAGGCCAUCGCGACCGCCAAGGAGUCCGUCGCCACGCUCGCCGAGGAGAUCGCCGCGCUCCUCAAGGGCAUCAAGGACCUGGACGCCUCCGUCAAGGAGGCCACGGAGACACGGCAGGAGGAGAACGCCCUCUACAAGAAGACCAUGCAGGAGGACACCGCCGCGAAGGACAUCCUCUCGAUGGCCAAGAACCGCCUCUCGAAGUUCUACGCGCCGAAAAUGUAUCCAGCAUGCCUUGCGGCGCACACGCCAUACUCGGAGAAUGCUUUUGCUCGACCUCCACGCGGGGAGAUGGUGCAGUGGCUCCGGACGAGUGGCGGAGAUCUGUGGCCCUGCAUGCGGUGGUUUUCGAGCGGGGCAGGUUACUCGGAGCCCCUUUCCGAAGCUCCCCCAGACGCCACUAUACUGGACAUCGCGU
This is a messenger RNA of Prorocentrum cordatum, 543 nucleotides long. The record is from the annotation of a GenBank genome assembly. Lineage: Eukaryota; Dinophyceae; Prorocentrales; Prorocentraceae.